Messenger RNA from Kwoniella botswanensis, 1170 nucleotides. RefSeq lists its product as uncharacterized. Gene Ontology annotation, biological process: nucleotide-excision repair; base-excision repair, AP site formation; base-excision repair. The coding region runs from base 1 to 1170 and encodes 389 amino acids. Gene Ontology annotation, molecular function: damaged DNA binding; 8-oxo-7,8-dihydroguanine DNA N-glycosylase activity. Lineage: Eukaryota; Fungi; Basidiomycota; Tremellomycetes; Tremellales; Cryptococcaceae. Gene Ontology annotation, cellular component: nucleus. The record is from RefSeq and is a predicted model, not a curated record. The transcript has 3 exons.
AUGUCAAGACCACCAUUCCCUUCGGGUUGGUCUAGUAUCCCACUGAGUCUCAAGAACCUCACUCUGGCCAACUCACUACCUGUCGGGCAAUCGUUCCUAUGGCACAGGCAUGCUAUAGCGUCGUCGACGCCUGGCAGUCCCACGGAAGAAUUCUCAAGAGCCGUCGAUAACCCUCCCCGAGUCGUCUGCCUUCGACAAUCUCCAAGUCGUCUUUAUUAUGCUGCAGUAUACCCAAAUGAGCACGAUGCAUUAGCAGAUCAGAGAAAAGGUAUCACCAAGGAUUGGGUCAACGAUUACUUUCAGCUGAAGGCUCACCCGGAGCUGGAGAGGAUGUAUGAUGAUUGGAGAGCCCGAGAUCCGGAGCUGUUCGGCAAGGUGGAAGUGAAUGAACGAGCAGUGGGAGUAAGGGUUCUUCGUCAAGACCCAUGGGAGUUCAUCACAUCUACCAACAAUCAUAUACCCCGUAUCACGUCUUUGUUACAUCGUUUCUCCCAGUCGUUCUCGCCUCCUCUCCUGACUCUUCAUAAUCCGGACAACGAUGGUGAAACCACUUAUCAUCUGUUUCCAACUCCCACCGCUCUUCCCACAAAUCUUGAAGCUUUGUUGAGGUCGAUGGGUUUCGGAUAUCGUGCCUCCUUCAUCGAGUCUAGCUUGCAAACCCUAGAGGAAGAGUUCAAGGAGGAAAUCGAAGCAGGUCUUCUCAGAUGGAGGAAUCAAGACGUGGAUACAGUUAGAGGAAAGCUAGUCGCUCUAAAAGGUGUGGGACGUAAAGUCGCAGAUUGUGUAAUGCUCAUGUGCAUGGACAAGCCGUCACUCAUUCCCAUCGACACUCAUGUCGCGGCCAUUGCUGCAAGACAUCCUGCCUUCCCAUCGCGGCUUCGCAACAAGCCAAUGUCGAAGCAGGUAUACAAUGAGACUCAGCAGUUUCUGCUAGACAGAUGGGGUCCAAUGGGAGGAUGGUGUCAGGCAGUCAUGUUCGCGGCGGACCUGCCAGAAUCCAAAUCAACAGUCAAAGUCGUAAAGACAAAGGUGGAAUCGUCUCUCACUGUGAAGAGGAAGCUUGAGGAUGUCUCACCGACACUGAAUCUCAAGAGGACCAGAAGUGCGACACAUCUCGAACUCCAGCAGACAAGGACGAUCGUGACGGAAGAGGUGAAGAUGGAGGAGUAG